GCCUCGGCUCCCUCCUUCCUGGGCUCACAACUGCAGCAGCCGGACCCGAGGAGGUGAAGACUCAGUUCCAGGGCCCAGCAAGGGCAGGAGGGACAGACCAGCCUCCCUGCCCCCCGCCUCUCUCAACAAGCCCCUAAGAAUUUUUCCUCUUUUGUCCUGCACUCAGCAUUGCAAUGAAGCGGACGCACCUGUUUGUGGUGGGGGUCUGCCUGCUGUCCUCCUGCCGGGCGGAGGAGGGGCUGAACUUCCCCACGUACGACGGCAAGGACCGUGUGGUGAGUCUCACGGACAAGAACCUCAAGCAGGUCCUGAAGAGGUACGACCUGCUGUGCCUCUACUACCACGAGCCCGUGUCUUCCGACAAGGUCGCUCAGAAGCAGUUCCAGCUGAAGGAGAUCGUGCUGGAGCUUGUGGCCCAAGUCCUGGAACAUAAAGAUAUAGGCUUUGUGAUGGUCGAUGCCAAGAAAGAAGCCAAGCUUGCCAAGAAACUGGGUUUCCAUGAAGAAGGAAGCCUGUACAUUCUUAAGGGCGAUCGCACAAUUGAGUUUGAUGGCGAGUUUGCAGCUGAUGUCCUGGUGGAGUUUCUCUUGGACCUAAUUGAAGAUCCAGUGGAGGUCAUCGGCAGCAAACUGGAAGUCCAAGCCUUUGAACGCAUUGAGGACCACAUCAAACUCAUUGGUUUUUUCAAGAGCGAAGACUCAGAAUAUUACAAGGCUUUUGAAGAGGCAGCUGAGCAUUUCCAGCCUUACAUCAAGUUUUUCGCGACCUUCGACAAAGGGGUUGCGAAGAAGUUGUCCUUGAAGAUGAAUGAGGUUGACUUCUACGAGCCAUUUAUGGACGAGCCCAUUGCCAUCCCUGACAAACCUUACACAGAAGAAGAGCUUGUGGAGUUUAUAAAGGAGCACCAGAGACCCACCCUCCGCCGCCUGCGCCCAGAAGAUAUGUUUGAAACAUGGGAAGACGACUUGAACGGGAUCCACAUAGUGGCCUUUGCAGAGAGGAGUGACCCAGAUGGCUACGAGUUCCUGGAGACCCUGAAACAGGUGGCCCGGGACAACACCGACAACCCGGACCUGAGCAUCAUCUGGAUCGACCCGGACGACUUCCCUCUGCUCAUUGCCUAUUGGGAAAAGACUUUCAAGAUCGACCUAUUCAAGCCGCAGAUUGGGGUGGUGAACGUGACAGAUGCCGACAGCGUCUGGAUGGAGAUUCCGGAUGACGACGACCUGCCCACGGCCGGGGACCUGGAGGACUGGAUUGAGGACGUGCUUUCUGGAAAGAUAAACACCGAGGAAGACGACAAGGAAGAUGAUGAUGAUGAUGACGAUGAUGAUGGUGACAGUGAGAAUUCUGAUGAGGAGGAGAAUGAUGACAGUGACGAUGAUGAUGACUAGCUCCGGCUCCACCUGGUUUUGAUGAAAACGGAAUCCCGGCUCCCCCCUUCCACACGGACAGCACCAGGUGGCAGCCAGCAGCCCCGGCCACGCCCAGCCGCUCCUCCCCCUCUCCCAGCAUCUCUUCCCACCCCUUCCCAUCAGGAGCUGUACCAGUCAGCACAUGCACAUGCCUUUCUAAAUCCAGUCGCCCCGCUCGGCAAGGUCAGGGGGGAACCGUUCCCCUCUGGAUGGUCCUGACCGUCACGGGAAAGCUCUGCUCUCUGACCGCCAUCCGUGGCCAUGGCAGCGCUGGACUCUGGCAGUCCAGGGAGAGCCCUCCCCUCACACCGCUACUCAAGUUUACUUGUCUCCUCUGACUCCGACAGGGACAGAAUGGACAGCUUGCUAACUCGCCAACACGCAGUGGCCGUAUUAUCAUCAGAGCCGAGGGAAGACACACAAUUAAUCCUGUAGCCGGUGCCUGGCACAUCGGUGAGACCCUCGUAGGGGAGGCUCAGCCUUGGAGACAGGCUUAUGAGGCAGCUUCUCUUGGCUCUAUGAAGCUUAUUCUUCAAGUGAAGGUCAGACCAUGAUGAGCGCAGAUCCGAGCCUUUGGAUGGCUAUCGAGAGGCCUUGUACCAGCGCAUGUGGAUGGAUGUCACCAUCACUUCCAGUAUGUGGGGCACUAGGAGGGAGGUUAACGUGCUCUCUGAACUUCCCUUGCAACGGUUCUCAACCUGUGGGUCGCCACCCCUUUGGCGGUCCAACGACCCUUUCACAGGGGUCGCCUAAGACCA
Myotis brandtii (Brandt's bat) is the source of this 2173-nucleotide messenger RNA. It is a transcript of the gene CASQ2, whose product is annotated as calsequestrin 2 (cardiac muscle). Gene Ontology annotation, cellular component: sarcoplasmic reticulum lumen. Gene Ontology annotation, molecular function: calcium ion binding. Gene Ontology annotation, biological process: regulation of cardiac muscle contraction by regulation of the release of sequestered calcium ion. The transcript is spliced from 11 exons. NCBI's taxonomy places the organism in Eukaryota, Metazoa, Chordata, Mammalia, Chiroptera, Vespertilionidae. The record is from RefSeq and is a predicted model, not a curated record. The coding region runs from base 174 to 1394 and encodes 406 amino acids.